GGUCGCUCGCAGAUUCCCCCGACCGUUUGGGAGCUCGAUCGAAUUCAUCGAGCGACUCCAGCGACAUGGAGAGCAUACAGAAGGCCGUGCGCGACCUCGUCAAGGACGUCAAGCUGAGCACCUCGCGUCCGCCGGCGCCGCCGUCCGGGAGCACGCAUUUCGGCGGCGAAGGGAGGGCUCCCGGAGUCGGGGUCGCCCUGUCGGCUGCGGAGCAUCCUCCCAUCCUGUUCACCAGGAACCCUCGAGGGGUGGUAUCUUUGUGGACUUGUUCGAAGCUGUGCGCGAUUUCCCUUGUUGCUGGCGUUUUUUUGGGCUACACUUUGAAGCGCCGGGUCCGAGGCUGGGUUUCAAAGCUCCUCAAGAGAUUGAAAGAUGAUUGAUGCUGGGCAAUUCUUGGUCAAAUGUGCUCUGUCAUACGUGAAUCUGGUGCCGACUUGGAGCUUUGUUACGGGGCGAAAUCUGUUGUGACAUAUGACAUAUGCAAGCUCCUUUAUUGCCUUGAAUUACCUCAUGGAUUACCCAAAUAUACUAUCGGCCUCCUUGUGCAAUACCUUAUCUCUCAUCUGUGAGAUUAAUUAUCUCCUUUGUCCA
This is a messenger RNA of Eucalyptus grandis, 591 nucleotides long. RefSeq lists its product as uncharacterized. The record is from RefSeq and is a predicted model, not a curated record. Bases 66 to 380 code for a protein of 104 amino acids. The transcript has 2 exons. NCBI's taxonomy places the organism in Eukaryota, Viridiplantae, Streptophyta, Magnoliopsida, Myrtales, Myrtaceae.